AUGCCUUCAAAACCCUCCGCAGCUCGUCACGACAUGUCCGUGAUUCUCGUUACUGGUUCCUACGACCAUGAGAUUCGUUUCUGGGAAGCAUGGAGUGGUAUAUGUUCCCGAACUAUUCCCCGUACCGGAGAGUCAGGACAAGUUAAUCGCUUAGCUAUCUCUCACGACAAACGUUUUUUAGCAGCUGCUAUUCAUAAGAAAAUAAACAUAUAUGAUAUAGCAAGCUCUUCCCCUGAUCCACUGGCAACGUUCGAAGGCCACACCAACAAUGUAACAUCGAUAGCAUUCAACAGCGAGGGGAAAUGGUUGGUAUCUGGUAGUGAGGAUUCAACGAUAAAAAUUUGGGACCUUAGAAAUCCAGCCAACAAUGUGCACAGGACUUAUUAUAAUAAAUCCCCAGUGAAUGAUGUCUGCAUUCACCCCAAUCAAGGAGAACUGAUAUCCUGUGAUCAAGCAGGAAGUGUCAAGCAAUGGGACUUGACAGACACCAUAUGUUCUCAUGACCUUACACCAGCAGUCGACGUUCCUGUACGAUCUAUAACCCUUGCAUUGGAUGGGUCAUGCGUAGUUGCUGGCAAUAACAAGGGACAAUGCUUUGUAUGGAAACUGAACGACGAGAACACAGGGCUGCCUCGCUUUCAAGCUGUAACACGAUUUCAAGCUCACAGCAAAUAUAUCACUCGGUGUCUUUUAAGUCCUGAUGCACGUUUUCUUGCAACAUGUUCUGCAGAUACUACGGUCAAAAUUUGGUCUAUCAGUCCAAAUUACGAACUUAAGUUCGAAAAAGUAUUAGCAGGACAUCAACGUUGGGUUUGGGAUUGUGCCUUUAGCGCGGAUUCAGCAUACCUUGUUACAGCGUCUUCGGAUCACACUGCGCGCCUUUGGGAAAUGGCCUCAGGGGAAACCGUGCGCCAAUAUAAUGGCCAUCAUAAAGCCGCUGUCUGCUGUGCUCUGCAUGAUGGUGCCAGCUAG
Psilocybe cubensis is the source of this 972-nucleotide messenger RNA. RefSeq lists its product as uncharacterized. Gene Ontology annotation, cellular component: TORC1 complex; TORC2 complex. Gene Ontology annotation, molecular function: protein binding. The coding region runs from base 1 to 972 and encodes 323 amino acids. The record is from RefSeq and is a predicted model, not a curated record. NCBI's taxonomy places the organism in Eukaryota, Fungi, Basidiomycota, Agaricomycetes, Agaricales, Agrocybaceae. Gene Ontology annotation, biological process: TOR signaling; regulation of actin cytoskeleton organization. The transcript is spliced from 11 exons.